This is a messenger RNA of Lagenorhynchus albirostris (white-beaked dolphin), 1077 nucleotides long. It is a transcript of the gene C3H19orf67, whose product is annotated as chromosome 3 C19orf67 homolog. NCBI's taxonomy places the organism in Eukaryota, Metazoa, Chordata, Mammalia, Artiodactyla, Delphinidae. The record is from RefSeq and is a predicted model, not a curated record. The transcript is spliced from 6 exons. Bases 1 to 1077 code for a protein of 358 amino acids.
AUGGCAACCAGGCAGUGGUUCUUGGGGCCGCUCCCCGCGGGCCCUGGGGAAACGCCGCUCCCGGACGACUUGGAACCUGGGGUACAGCCCUGCGAAGACCCCUCAUGGUCGCCUCCCACUGGCCGACCUGGGGACUCACCCCAGGCGGAGCCCGAGGAUGUUCAGGGGCAGCUGCCCGAGGCCUCCACCUCUACGCCUUUCCCUGAGCCUCUGGCCCCAGGCCCCGGGCCCGCCCCUCCUCGCCUACGCUUGGACACCAUGUUCAGCCCCAUCAGCGAACAGCUCCGUUACCUGCUCAAGAAGGCAGAUGAUUUCCAGAGCUACUUGUUCUACAGCAGGGACCGAGUGCAGAAGGAACAGCUGGCGAAGGCCAUGCCCACCUUCUUGCAGAUGUGUGAGCCCUACUUCCUGUACCUGGAGGCAGCUGCACGGAGUGUGCCCCCCAUCUUUGGAGCCCUGCAGGAGCUGAUCCGAAAGGGGCUGUUGGAGAUCUCCCAACAGCUGACUCUGCGCCUGGAACAGCUGGUCCUUAUGUAUGCAUCAUUUGGGUUUGUGAACCUGGAGGAGACUGACCCCCUAAGCAUCUCCUGUUUCUUCUGCGGGAGGUUCUCCAUCAGUCCUUCCCACGAGGUGUCCAUCUUUAGAUACUGUGCCCCUGCCGCCUACACCGCCAGCCGCUUGCCCCGAUACCUCUAUAAGAAGAUGCGCUGGAACCUGGAAACCACCCCAGAGUCCAGCAGCCAGGGGCAAGAUUCCCGUGUGGAUUACUACUUCCUGUGCUAUAGAGAUACAUGGGAAGACACAGGCAAGAGUCCAACCAACUCAUGCCCCCAGAUUCAGAAGCUGUGGUCCAUCGGCCGAUGGGUGCCCCUAGGACCAGCUGAGGAUGACCUUUCUUCAUGGAUUUUGUCCCCGCAGCCUUCCGGGGACUACGAGCAGCUGCUGACCAUCGGCUUCGAGGAGCCGUCGCACAUGCUGGCCACCGACCUGCUGGUGCAGAUCCUCACGGGCCAGGCAGGCACGGCCCGGCCCCCGAGCGCCGCCGGGCCCGCGGCGUGGGCCGCGCAGGAGUCUUGA